Pogoniulus pusillus (Red-fronted tinkerbird) is the source of this 1483-nucleotide messenger RNA. It is a transcript of the gene CHCHD4, whose product is annotated as coiled-coil-helix-coiled-coil-helix domain containing 4. Gene Ontology annotation, biological process: protein import into mitochondrial intermembrane space. NCBI's taxonomy places the organism in Eukaryota, Metazoa, Chordata, Aves, Piciformes, Lybiidae. The transcript has 3 exons. The record is from RefSeq and is a predicted model, not a curated record. Gene Ontology annotation, molecular function: protein-disulfide reductase activity. Bases 168 to 584 code for a protein of 138 amino acids. Gene Ontology annotation, cellular component: mitochondrial intermembrane space.
GCGGCCACCCGCGGGCAGGGCAGGCGCUUCCGGAGGCGGGAGGUCGCAGCGUGGAGCAGCGCGCCGCUGCCCGUUGCUGUGGCAAAAGAAGAGUGGAGAGGGUGGCGGAGCGCCUGUGGGGCUAGUUUGUUCGCACGCUGCAGCGGAAAGCAGCAGACGGCUCCGCCAUGUCCUACUGCAGGCAAGAAGGAAAAGACAGAAUUAUCUUUGCGACCAAGGAGGACCAUGAGACACCAAGCAGUGCUGAGCUGGUUGCAGAUGACCCAGACGAUCCUUAUGAAGAACAAGGAUUGAUAUUGCCCAAUGGAGAUAUCAAUUGGAAUUGCCCAUGCCUGGGAGGAAUGGCUAGUGGUCCCUGUGGGGAACAGUUCAAGUCAGCCUUCUCAUGUUUCCAUUAUAGCACAGAAGAAAUAAAGGGAUCAGACUGUGUGGACCAAUUCCGUGCCAUGCAGGAAUGCAUGCAAAAAUACCCGGAUCUUUACCCUCAAGAGGAUGAAAAUGAAGAAAAAGAGAAGUCAAGCAAAGAUUUGGAAGCCACUCCUAUGGAAGCUUCUGCUGCCAAAGAGGAGAGGGGGUCUAGCUAGUGAAGAUGUAAGGAGGCUGGUUGUCUCCAUUUCUCAUUUUCAGAGACAUGGACUUCUGCACUAUGUCUGUCUUCUGAGUUGUCAAGAAAUGUUUCAACAUUUUUCUAUGCACUGGAUUAUAGCAAUUAAUUUAUUGCUGAAGAAGUCUCAGUGCUACAGCCUUGCAAAUAAAUACUGCACAGAGAAUGAGCAUGUGUAAGCACUGUGUAACCGGCUAGCAGACACAGUUAAUACUUUAACAGCUGGUUUUCACCCUCAACUUCUUGAGUUCUGACUUGAAUGAUGUCUUUAUAUAGCUUUCAAGUAAAAUUCCAUUAGCACACCAGGUCUGUCUUCAUUUCAGUAUGUUCUAAUCAAUAGCUGCUUUUUUUUUAAUGUGUUCUAUUAAUAGAAAUUGUGUUAAAUGAUUGGUUUUCCUUUAAAGAUCUUUUUUUUUUGUGAGAGUGAUACAGAGUGAUUGCCUUUUACUACCAGCAUCUGUUAAGGACUACCAGAAAACUCUUGAAAUGCCUAUAUCCUUUGAUUUCAUUUAAUUAUUGUGAUGACUUUUGCAUUUUUAAAAAUGAUUGUGCAAACAAAGAUGAAUGAAAAGAAUGUUGGUCACUGGCUUUACUUUUUGCUCUGACACCACAUUUUUUGGGUUCCUUUAGUUAGUACCUGCUCCUUCAGUGUAUAGACAGGCUUUGGAGAAGUACUUUGAGAAUACAAUGGAAAUGUUACCUGGUGUAAUGGUCUCAAAACAGAUACUGUGAGUUAAGUGCAUAUUAAAGAGAAAAUACUUUUUACCUUCAUUAAAAGCUCCUUUGUCUUCAUGGUGUGCUGCUUUGUUAACACUGUGUGGAUUUGAGAACUCUUCUGCAUUGUAAGUGGACUUUGAAUAAAUUUGUGGGUUGUGAUGA